GUUUUAUUACUAACUUAAUAUUCUCCACUGUAGAACAGUGUAUACAGUAUUUCUAUUUCAAUAUCAUUAAUAUCAGAUGAAAUAUUAUUAUUAUCCUGCUGCAAUGGAAUCAGAGGGAGAAGAGUUUGGAAGCCACAGAGGAUCCAGCCCAGUCCAGAUGCAGCUAAACUACUUGGAUGGUCAAGGUCGAGACAACUCAAGGUCAAUGCCUCAUUCACAACAUCAAAGAACAGACAUGGACAACUGUGAUUGGCCAAUCCAUGAACCAGAUCAACAUCAAGUCAUCGAUGAAGUAAGGUGUCACAUCCAACUCAAUGUUGAUAAUCAGAAACAAAGUGUAUACUUGGACCACAAUUACUCUGUAAUGCUUGCAAAUGCUUGCAAAUUCUGUGAUUAUAAAACAACAAAGAAAUCACAUCUUGUCACUCAUCUAAGGAAACACACAGGAAAAAGACCCUUCAGCUGUGAUUUAUGUGACUACAAAGCAGCAUCAAAAUCAAAUCUCAUCACUCAUCUAAGGACACACACAGGAGAAAGUCCUUUCAGUUGUGAGUUCUGUGACUACAGAGCAAAACGUAAAUCAUAUCUCAUCACUCAUCUAAUGACACACACAGGAAAAAGACCCUUCAGCUGUGAUUUAUGUGAUUACAAAGCAACACAGAAAUCAGAUCUCAAAAUUCAUCUAAGGACACACACAGGAGAAAGACCUUUCAGCUGUGAUUUAUGUGAUUACAAAGCAACACAGAAAUCGAAUCUCAUCACUCAUCUAAGGACACACACAGGAGAAAGACCUUUCAGCUGUGAUUUAUGUGAUUACAAAGCAACACAGAAAUCGAAUCUCAUCACUCAUCUAAGGACACACACAGGAGAAAGACCUUUCAUCUGUGAGCUCUGUGACUUCAGAACAAAAUGUAAAUCAUAUCUCAUCACUCAUCUAAUGACACACACAGGAGAAAGACCCUUCAGCUGUGAUUUAUGUGAUUACAAAGCAGCACAGAAAUCAGAUCUCAUAAUUCAUCUAAGGACACACACGGGAGAAAGACCUUUUAGCUGUGAGUUCUGUGACUACAGAGCAAAACGUAAAUCAGAUCUCAUCAAUCAUCUAAUGACACACACAGGAGAAAGACCCUUCAGCUGUGAUUUAUGUGAUUACAAAGCAGCAAGGAAAUCAAUGCUUACUAGACAUCUGAAUACACACAAUGUAGAAAGAUCUUUUAGCUGAUAUCUUUGUGAUUACAAAUCAACAAUGAUAUCAAAUCUCGUCUCAUCUAAGGACAGACACAGGAGAAAGACUCUUCAGCUGUGAUUUAUGUAAUUACAAAACAAUAAAGAAAUCAUUCCUCAUCACUAAUCUAAGGACACACACAGGAGAAAGAUUCUGAUCAUAGUUGAAUGGCAUUGCCCCUUUCUCUCUUUAUCUGUCUGACUGUUUGAGGCGAAUCUCACUAGAAUAUAUAGUAAGAUCAGUGAGUGAGUGCCAUUUUGCUUUUAUAUAUUAUAGAUUACGUUGUAAAAGUUGGAAAAACGUUUGCUGACAUCUGUCUUUCAUUAUGAAGAAUAUUAUUUUUGAGAUUUUCAUCAUAGAUAUGAAUGCUAAUGCUGGAAAGUAUUUGGGAAGUAGUUUUGAUAGUGAAGCGUACAAGAGAACAUCACGUGGGCCUAUACUGAAUUAGACUGGUUACUGUAUUACAGUAUAUUAUUCUUUGCUUGAAAACUAAUGUUAUAGAAAUUCUUGGAAAAAAUCUUUUCAUAUAUUUCUAAAAUCUUGUCUUUGAACUUGAUUGUGGAGGAAUCAACAAUUAUUGAAACAAAACACAAGCUCAAUUCUUACAUUACGGUACCGUACUUUUCAAAAGUAGCAGAUUGAAUGUUGGAAAAAUUGUAAACAUCAACAGUAACUAACUAUACUUGUAAAGUUUUAGAAAGGUAAUUAAACUUCAAUUUUUAGAUUGAAAUUUGGCUGAAAAUUCCUUUAUAUUCUUUAUAUAAAGAAAUUUAAAUGAAAAAAAUUAUUAAUAUAGAUUGGGUUCCUUCUAUUUUUAAAUGCAAGUUGAUUAGUUUGGACCUACUUGCACAGAAGCAUAAUCAUAAUAAUAUUACAAAUCAUGAGUAGUAGUCAUUGAGUAAAUCAAAUCAUUCAAAUCAAAUUAUUGAGUACAUUAUAUAAACACUAUAAUAAACUAAUAGAAUGUAAAAAUAGGAAUUGAUCAGAACUUUUCAAUUAAUUAUAAAUCAUUAACCCUAUAGAAAGAAACAAAAUCCUACAAGAACGGUUGCUGAAAAUCAUCGAAACUGCGUCUCGAACUGUCAGUUCUCCUGUAAAUCUUCUCUGAAUAAGUAUAAUAGGACAAUAAUUAUUUUUCGAAAACAUUAGAUCAUAACACACUAUACGUACUGAUAACACAAUUUCAUAUAAUACAAGAUUAAACCGCAGAAUUUGUAUAAAGCAUUACAAACUUAUACACCCAUAGACUUUCAAACAUGUAAUGUCUUCCCAUUACAAUGUUCACAAGUGAACACCAUCAAAAAAUAAUAAUAUUAGGCAUGAUAUGAUUAAUUUAUGGUUGACAUAGGCUCUAGUCUGAUCCAUUUUUGUAUUGAUUAAUACAAAUGUAAUGUUGCUGAAUAAUGCGAACAUAAUAUAUAUUAGCAUUCGUAUAGUGCAGGGGUUCUAGUAUAUGAAAUUUGUUUCUUCGGGGUUCCGGGCAUGGAAGAAAUUGGGAUUUCAGUAAUUAUAUAAGAAUAACUUUUAAAUUGAGUGUUAUGUGAGCAUACGUUCCAAAUUUAUUUGAAAGGAAUACGUUGAAUUGGAGGAUAGUAUUUGUUUCUUCGGGUAUUGUAAUAUGUAUUUCUACUUCAUAAAGAAACUCACUUUUAUCACUCUGAUAAAUGAUCUUACCUAAUAAAUUACGCUAAUUGAACGAGCGUAGGCAAAGAAAUAGGCUAGUCAACAAGUCAGUUUGUUGUUGACGUUGUCAAUACAGAUUUUGUAAAUUAACUGUUAAUAUUAAAUUGAAUAUAAUAUGGUGCUGUAA
Molecule: messenger RNA, 3035 nt
Organism: Nilaparvata lugens (brown planthopper)
Lineage: Eukaryota; Metazoa; Arthropoda; Insecta; Hemiptera; Delphacidae
Product: gastrula zinc finger protein XlCGF8.2DB-like
Exons: 2
Coding region: 77-1222 (381 amino acids)
Biological process (GO): regulation of transcription by RNA polymerase II
Cellular component (GO): nucleus
Molecular function (GO): RNA polymerase II transcription regulatory region sequence-specific DNA binding; DNA-binding transcription factor activity, RNA polymerase II-specific
Source: RefSeq, a predicted model, not a curated record